Molecule: messenger RNA, 1544 nt
Organism: Scophthalmus maximus (turbot)
Lineage: Eukaryota; Metazoa; Chordata; Actinopteri; Pleuronectiformes; Scophthalmidae
Gene: coq9
Product: coenzyme Q9 homolog (S. cerevisiae)
Exons: 9
Coding region: 93-1202 (369 amino acids)
Biological process (GO): ubiquinone biosynthetic process
Cellular component (GO): mitochondrial inner membrane
Molecular function (GO): lipid binding
Source: RefSeq, a predicted model, not a curated record
AGGGACCGGCGUUGGGGUGUUGGCCUCAUUCUAACUUGCUUGACACGUUUGUGUUCGUCAACCGAGUCGCACUGAAAGUGACGCAGCUGGUCAUGGCGGCGCUGCUGAGAGGUCUGCGGGCUGGAAGGGCAUUGAGGGGGCUGGGAGGCGCGGUGGCUGCACCUACAGCAACAAACCCCAAAUGCAGCAGCCUGAGACGAGGCUUCCACUGUGCAGCACUGAGGCUUCAGGAUGAAUCCAAACCUUACAAACCCCCCACCUCCUCAUCCACAACCUACCACGAGCACUACCAGGCUCACUCGACUGAACAGGACACAACAGCAGCUUCACAGGGAGGUGCAGCAGCUGACCCAGCAGAGGAGGAGGCUUCCAGGCCAAACACCAGCUACCAGGACCAGAGUGGAGAGCAGGGUGAAGAGUAUGAAACAGAAGAGCAGCUUCAAGCUCGAAUCCUAGCCGCCGCUCUGGAGUUCGUCCCGCAGCACGGCUGGUCGAUGGAAGCCAUUGCGGCUGGUGCUGAGACUCUGGGCCUGUCCUCUGCUUCCACUGGUAUGUUCUACAAUGGUGCUGGAGACUUGGUGCUUCAUUUCAUCGCCCAGUGCAACUCACAGCUGACAGAGAUCUUGGCCGAACAACACAAGCAUGUUCAGCUGGGCCAGGCCGAACCAAAGAAGACUGCUGACUUCCUAAGAGAUGCAGUGGAGACCAGACUGAGGAUGUACAUCCCCUACAUUGAAACAUGGCCUCAGGCAAUGAGCAUCCUGCUCCUUCCUCACAACAUCCCUGACAGCCUGAAGCACCUCUCCACUCUGGUGGACGACAUCUGGUUCUAUGCUGGAGACCGAUCCACAGAUGUGAGUGGAUCCCAUCACCCUCGAUCCCCUCCUUCUUCUGCUCAUACCUUCCUGUCCCCCUUUCAUCACCACCCCCACAAUGUCCGGCCUGCAACCUUCCAGAUGAACUGGUACACCAAACGGGCUGCGUUGACCGGCAUCUACAACACCACAGAGCUGGUGAUGGUUCAGGACUCAUCUCCAGACUUCCAGGACACCUGGAACUUCCUGGACAACCGCAUUCAGGAUGUAGUCAACAUGGCCACCACUGCCAAACAGGCGCAGGCGACUGGGGAAGCAGUUGUGCAGGGGCUGAUGGGAGCUGCUGUAACACUGAAGAAUUUGACAGGAAUGAACCAGAGGCGAUGAGGUUAAAACAUCAAUCAGUCGCACCGAUCCUGACAGAACGUCAAGUUUGUGUCAUAAGCUGUACAUCAAUUAAUUUUCUCUUUUCCCCUUUUUUCUGAUUACCUGUCUGAAAUGACUAUGGAUUAAGUGGAUUAUGAUUAUUCAGUAAGAGAAAGUUAUCAUUUGACACAGGCCAAAUGUCUCUCGCUCUAUUCAUCUGCAGGACCAGUGACUUUUGUUUCACUGCCAAACAUUAUGCUGUCCUGCUUCAAUCUUUUUACUCUGUAUAAAAAGACACAGAUCUGUCAUUUUGCUGUUGGAUCACUUUCGACUUCAAUAAAGUAGUUAUUAUUGUAUAUUAAA